Moneuplotes crassus is the source of this 311-nucleotide messenger RNA. NCBI's taxonomy places the organism in Eukaryota, Ciliophora, Spirotrichea, Euplotida, Euplotidae. The record is from the annotation of a GenBank genome assembly.
AUGCUAACCUGAGAAUUAGACCCUGAUAAACAGACGGAGAAAAAUACCUCUGGGAGUAGUCUCUAUAUCAAAUCUGAAGGGAAAAGUUACUUGGAGGAAACUCAAUCUCCCGCAGAGCAAAAGAUUUAUCAUCUUUAUACCAAAAUGACUGUAUUUCUCCACGAUCAUGAGGAGGGGUGAUCCAUAUCGGUUUAGCAACUAGUAAGUGUAUCAUUCUAAAGAACCUAUGCAUGGUAAAAGUUGUUAAUUUCUAUUUCGACCAUCUAGAUGACCAAUUUUGUCAUAAUCCUGUAUCAAUACAAUUUCAAUGC